This is a messenger RNA of Spathaspora passalidarum NRRL Y-27907, 612 nucleotides long. It is a transcript of the gene ISA2, whose product is annotated as Isa2p. Gene Ontology annotation, cellular component: mitochondrion. Bases 1 to 612 code for a protein of 203 amino acids. The transcript has a single exon. Gene Ontology annotation, biological process: iron-sulfur cluster assembly. The record is from RefSeq and is a predicted model, not a curated record. Lineage: Eukaryota; Fungi; Ascomycota; Pichiomycetes; Serinales; Debaryomycetaceae. Gene Ontology annotation, molecular function: iron ion binding; 2 iron, 2 sulfur cluster binding; 4 iron, 4 sulfur cluster binding.
AUGAUACCAAGGCUAGCUAUAUCAAGAAUUCUGCUUAGAAGCACUUUAGUAGUCCGCCCUAUAACACUUCAAUUUGCAAGAUUUAACUCCGUGAAAACUUUAAAACCAUCUUCAUUUUCAUUACCUAAAUCGGAUCCGACCUUGGCCCAAUCACAAUUAAUAAAACCAGAACAAACAGAUGAGUUCAGUUUGACUAAGCUAGUUCACGGAUCUACUGAUAUGUCUAUUGGGAUAACCGAACGAGCCCGCGAUAAACUUAACGAAAUUGCAUCCAGUGAGGCAGAACCUGACAAAAGUGUCCUUCGGAUCAAAGUGGAAAGUGGAGGAUGUCAUGGGUUUCAAUAUAAUUUGGAAUUAUCCAAUUUGGACAAGGAGAUGAAGGACGACGAAGAUGAUGAAUUGUUUGUUUUUGAACGUGAAGGUGGGAAAAUCGUAUUGGAUGAUUCCAGUUUGACUAUUUUACAGGAUUCCAAAUUGGAUUAUACACAUGAGUUAAUUGGUAGCCAAUUUAAGAUUGUUGAGAGUCCAUACACCAGUACAGCAUGUGGAUGUGGAUCUUCGUUUGAUUUUGAUUUUGAGAAGUUGGAACAAAAGCAGAAAGAAAAGAAGUAA